Molecule: messenger RNA, 957 nt
Organism: Closterium sp. Yama58-4
Lineage: Eukaryota; Viridiplantae; Streptophyta; Zygnematophyceae; Desmidiales; Closteriaceae
Source: the annotation of a GenBank genome assembly
AUGGAUCUUGGCAGCGUCGUGGCAGUGCUCGAAGUUGCCACAUCAUCAGGGCCUGAUUUUCAGUUCGCCCGCGUCAUUGACGGGCCCCGCAAGGCAGCUUUCUCCAGGCUUCGAUACGGCAUCAGGGUCAUAUGGAAAUUUCGCCUGCUACCGAUGGUCAGAGCAUCCGUCAUAUCCAUUCCACCCCAUCUUCACCUCCUUAGCGCAAUGGCGACCGUCGCUGCUCCGUCCACCAGCCUUCGCUGCUCCGUGCUGUCCUCGCAGGGCAAGGCCGUUGCUGGCCGGCAGCUCGCUGUUGGCUCUGCCAGACCAGCAGCAGCAUUUUCAAAGAAAGCAGCACUUGUCGCGAGGGCCUCGGCGGAGGAGAAGCCAUCGUUGGCGGCGUCCGUCGCCACGGCGGCAGCCACCGCCAUUUGCGGCGCGUGUGUCGCCGUCUCGCUCGCUACUGCCGCUCCCGCCCUCGCCGCUCCCUCGCCCAGCCAGGUGCGCCUUCCCCCUCUCUCCAAUGACCCUGCGCGCUGCGAGCGAGCAUUCGUGGGCAACACGAUUGGGCAGGCGAACGGCGUGUCGGAUAAGGUGCUGGACCUGAGGCAGUGCGACUUCUCGGGGGACAAGGAGAACCUCAAGGGCAAGACGCUGUCGUCUGCUCUCAUGUCUGGCGCCAACUUUGACAACGCGGAUCUCACUGAGACCGUCAUGAGCAAGGCUUAUGCCGUUGGGGCCAGCUUCAGGGGUGCUGACUUCGCCAACUCAGUGUUGGAUCGGGUGCUUUUCAACGAGGCCGAUCUCACCGGUGCGUCGUUCCGCAACGCGGUGCUCUCGGGGUCCACGUUCAACGACGCCAACCUCACCGACACCAGCUUUGAAGACGCGCUCAUUGGUUACGUUGACGUGCAGAAGCUCUGCCGUAACAAGACGCUUGGCGAGUUCACGCGCCUGGAGCUCGGCUGCAAGUAG